GCUGAUCAGCCAAGUCUCGGAAACGCUUCUCCAGGACAUGAUCCUGGCACAAGACGAGCCGUUCACGCUUUCUCCGAAGGGCGGGAGGAGUCGUCAGCCCAGCACGGGACGCAUCGACUCUUUUGACUCAGCGCCAGCAGGUGGCCACGCUACGGGCCACACCCCGAUCCUCAGUGCCAAGCACUUCUUUGAGCAGCGGAGCCUCUCCCAAGCGAGCAUUCCCAGCGUGGAGCGCAUACAGUCUGACUUCCUGCAAAGCCAGAUGAGCUGGGCCGGAGCACAAAGCAGCUUGAAGAGGAAACUGUCGCAGAGCUCGAAGUCGUUGAACUCUUUAGCUCUGCACGAUUCAGGUUCGCAUGCCGCGCAUCUGCUAGAACUUGAUGCCGCAGCAGAUAUUGCGAAGCGGGAGCAGGUGGACGACGACACGGGCCACAGCAUUGCCAACGUUGUGGAGUCAUCUGCUCGAAACGAGUCUCCGGGCGCCGCCGUCUUGAGCAAGCGCAAAGAGGCCUCCUUGGCACCGGUCGUUGUCAUGUCCUCUCUGGUUCCCGUCGCGCCGUCGCCUCCGGUGCCAUCGCUGGCACCCGCUCCAUCCCAGGACCUUCCUGGAGUCUUAGAGGCUCCGGAUGAGCAGAACGGCUCAUUGAGUCCAGAGUUUCGGCCUGAUGACGAUGCGCCAAAUCGGAAUGUGUCCUUUGUCAACAUCGCGUCGAUGGCGCAGACCACUAUCCUAGACAACUGGAACAGCAGCCGACCCAAGCAAUGCUCCGACUCCGACGUUGGCGAGGAGGAUAAGCGAUUCAAUGGCGACUGCUGGGACAGCUGGGAUGUCGGCUCGAGAGUGCUGUUGAAGUUCCCAAUUUUCUUGUAUGCGGUGCUGGUUGUGUUCACCCUUGCGGAAGUUGGCAUGGUCCUCUAUUUGAAGUACGAGGGCCAUGCUCGCACCACCAGCAGGGCGAACACUCUGGCCUGCGCAGUGAUUUAUCUUCUUGCGGCAUCUUCGUCAGGUGUCCUUCUUUCGACAGCAAUUCGAUCCGAGGAGUUCCGUCUCGCGCUUGGAAACCUGAGCUCGUUCCUGGCGGACUUUGAGUUGGAUUUUUCACACGCCGCCGGUUUGGCUUGGCGGAAGUAUUUCACUCUGUGGCUCGGCUUUGUGGUGCUGGUAGUAUUCACACAGGUCUGGGAGAUGCAGCGCACCUUCACAGGCCUGGAUCCUGCCGCACGCGAUUCCUCAGAGGUCCAGAUCAUCAUACUUGUGGUUUGCGCCCUGGGUUGCGUGAAUCUCUGCGCUUGCUGCAGCCUGGUCGUUAUCGUGGCAGCAACGCUGUCGCAUUUUCUUCGCGGGCUGGACAAGUGCCUGGACUGCUGGUGUUACGACAUCUCUCAGCACGCGGAUUUCUCAUUCGGGGUUCAAUCCUGGAACCGGAUGCAGGCGUUGCUGAAGUGUGUGGGCCGCCACCUCGCCAGCAGCUUCGUUUCUAUGCAGGCCAUUGCAUUCCUGGGCUUUGUCUACACCCUGGGAAGCAUCGUUGCGAUGGUCUUGAUGCAGAGUGACACGGUGGUCACCCAUCUCAUCUUCGACGGAUUGAGCUCCCUCCCGCUCUUGCUUCUCUUCAUGGUAUGCAUGGCAGUUUCUGCCAACGGCGCUGCAUUGACUGAGAAAUGUCGGAUCAUCCCAUCCUUGGUCAACCAAAUGCCCUCGGAGGAGCCCGUGGAGCAUGAUCGGCAGUAUUUGGUCCAGUUCAUCUCGGACAGUGCUGCUGGGUUUAUCGUGAAGGAUGUGCCGCUGACAAGAGAAAUGUUCGCCAAGCAGUUCAUCCUCAUCGCAGGCCUUACGUCAGGUUUGUUCGCAGCGCUGUCGCGGCUGUCUUUGUGA
Molecule: messenger RNA, 1876 nt
Organism: Symbiodinium sp. CCMP2592
Lineage: Eukaryota; Dinophyceae; Suessiales; Symbiodiniaceae
Source: the annotation of a GenBank genome assembly